CGUCGGCGCUGCUCUCCAGACCGCUGGAUCCACGAGCCGGCCUGCCCCGCGGACUCACGGAAGGGCAAGGGGGCAGCCCCGGGGCGGCGGGACGGUCGUCGGAAGGCGCCCUCCACGCCAAAGCCACCUCCGAAAACCUCAAACAUGGCCCGGGGCGGCGGUCCGAACUGGAGUUCGGGGGAAUCGGACGGGCGGCCGGAAGAGCAAGAACCCGAGGAGGAUGACAGAGCCAAGAUGGUGAAGGAGACCGAGUACUAUGACAUCCUAGGGGUGAAGCCCAGCGCCUCCCCGGAGGAGAUCAAGAAGGCCUAUCGGAAGCUGGCGCUCAAGUUCCACCCGGACAAAAACCCGGAUGAGGGCGAGAAGUUUAAACUCAUAUCCCAGGCAUAUGAAGUGCUUUCAGAUCCAAAGAAAAGGGACAUUUAUGACCAGGGCGGGGAGCAGGCAAUUAAAGAAGGCGGCUUGGGGGGUACCAGCUUCUCUUCACCCAUGGACAUCUUCGACAUGUUCUUUGGUGGUGGAGGACGGAUGGCUAGAGAGAGAAGAGGCAAGAAUGUUGUACAUCAGCUGUCUGUAACUCUUGAAGACUUAUAUAAUGGAGUCACAAAGAAACUGGCCCUUCAGAAAAAUGUAAUUUGUGAGAAAUGUGAAGGUGUUGGUGGGAAGAAGGGGUCUGUUGAGAAGUGCCCCCUGUGCAAGGGCCGGGGGAUGCAGAUUCACAUCCAGCAGAUCGGGCCGGGCAUGGUGCAGCAGAUCCAGACGGUGUGCAUCGAGUGCAAGGGCCAGGGUGAGCGCAUCAACCCCAAGGACCGCUGUGAGAGUUGCAGUGGUGCCAAGGUGAUCCGAGAGAAGAAGAUUAUUGAGGUGCAUGUUGAGAAAGGUAUGAAAGAUGGGCAAAAGAUACUAUUUCAUGGAGAAGGAGAUCAGGAGCCUGAGCUGGAGCCUGGUGAUGUCAUAAUUGUGCUUGAUCAGAAGGAUCAUAGUGUCUUUCAGAGACGAGGCCAUGACUUGAUCAUGAAAAUGAAAAUUCAGCUUUCUGAAGCCCUUUGUGGCUUCAAGAAGACGAUAAAAACACUGGAUGAUCGAACCCUUGUAAUUACAUCCAAAUCAGGUGAAGUGAUAAAGCACGGGGACCUGAAAUGUGUGCGCAACGAAGGGAUGCCCAUCUACAAAGCCCCCCUGGAAAAAGGAACCCUGAUUAUACAAUUUUUAGUACUCUUUCCUGAAAAACACUGGCUUUCUCAAGAAAAGCUUCCUCAGCUAGAAGCUUUGCUCCCUCCUCGACAGAAGGUGAGGAUCUCGGAUGACAUGGACCAGGUGGAGCUGAAGGAAUUUAGUCCCAGUGAGCAGAACUGGCGCCAGCACAGGGAGGCCUACGAGGAGGAUGACGACGGGCCCCGGGCCGGAGUGCAGUGCCAGACAGCAUGACGGGUGCGGUGCAGCGUGGCCUGUCCGGACUAGCACAUGAUGAAUGUAAAGUUGGCACAAUGAAAAUGGCAUCACUUUAAUGGCCUCGUGUUUGGGGUGUCCUGUGUAUGUGUUCAGCAUUCUCCAUUGCUGAGUGUCUUUUUGGUUUUUCUUUCUUUUUUUUUGGUUGUAAUUUAAGUUAUAGCUUAAUUUAUAUUUAAAUGUUUUAAGUGUAAAUCACUUCUAGUCUGCAUAUGGUAUCUGUUCAUUUACAUUUUCAGAAUAUGCUUUCAAGAUGCCAGUGACUGCACCAACACUUUGUGUUUCUAGUGGCUUUGUCAUCCCUCAGUAAACUCCACCAGGAAAGCACAGCUCAGAUAGCAGCACUUUCCCCACACAGUGGGCAUCCUGAUCCAUCUCUAGGUCUGUGGUUUCCCCUCCCUCUCUCCCAUUGCAGAGUUCCAGAGGGCUCAGUCUCAGGGCUGCCCACAUGACGUUUGACUCUAAAGUCUAGGUGAUCCUCCUAAAGAAUAAAAGCACAUCUGUGGAUUGGACCUGGCCCCAUGUGCCUCUCUUUAGUCCCCUGGUUCACAGAGUGGGCUGCAGUCCCAGAGUUGCAGGGCCAACUUAGUGCUUACUGUUCUGUGCCCGUAAGUGGUUGGAAUGGGGUAUGAAUGUGUUUGACCAUUUCUCUUGGAAGCUUUCUGAACCUUCCAAGCCUUGUGGUGAGGACAAAUUGGUGUUUUAAAUGACAUGCCUAUGUAACUGUUUGCCUGUGACCUCGUACCUUGUUCUUUGUAGUUUUAAAGCAUUUCUGUUGACAACCUUUGCAAUGCUCUCCCACCAAAGUGCUUACUUGUAAAGAAAAACUAAACCUUUCCAUGUCCCCAUAGCCUCAGUACAGCAACAGAAGCCAUGGAAGAAGCUGCUGGUUUGGCCAUAUAGCACAGACAGCUUCCCAUGUGACCAGUGAUCCUGGAUGACUUGAGGGUCUGGAAAGGUAUAGAACUUGGUGUUUUCCACCUCAUUCUCCCAGCUCCAACUCCCUCCCAAAGGCUUGUGCCUCUCCUUGUUGCACAGCCAUACUUAUGAAGGGCUUCCUGCUCACGGAAUAUUGUUUUGGUCAGAACUGCACUGACCAGGCUCUACCAUGGACUAGUUUGUUAGAUUCACUGUAAAUUAUAGCUUGUUUGGAGGGAUACUAGUCAUUGUUGUACCUCUGGCAGGUGAACUGCAAUUUGAACCUAGGAUUACCUCAACCUUUAGCCAUCCUGUUCAUUUCUUUCACACAAUAGUCUUGAAAUAAGACUGCUACCGUGUAAGCUACUGGGUUAAAGCUGAGGCUACUUGUCAGAUCCCCCCUUAUUUGGCUAUACAGUACUCCUGAGAGUUUGACCCAGACCAGGGACCCCAGUAGGAGGGUCAAAGGGCAGCUCAGAUCCAUGGCAGGUAGGGUGAACCAGCAGGGUGGGCUGAGUUCCAGGAGAAUAUUGCAGGGUAGUGGGCCCAGCUCUUUAGAUGGGCUUAAUUUGUUUAAAAUAUGUAUAGAAAGAGCCCCACCUGUGCCCACUUUUGACCAUUGGUCAGGAAGGAUGGACAUAAAACCGAAUCUUCCAGUUAAGCCUAUGUGAAAAUCAGUUUACAAAUGGACCACAACUCCAGGGUAUUCUGUUUCUGUUCUGUGCUGUGACUUCCUAAUAAAUUAUGCUAGAGAACUACUAUUUAGAUGGUGAUGGAACAAAAUUACAUUCAGCUCUUUCCUUAUGUAAAUGGAAUUUGGAGGGUGUUGCUUAAAAUUUUAUUCCACCUGUACAUUUGUCACUUUAAAAAUAAAAUGACCUGGUAUGAAACAA
Molecule: messenger RNA, 3260 nt
Organism: Choloepus didactylus (southern two-toed sloth)
Lineage: Eukaryota; Metazoa; Chordata; Mammalia; Pilosa; Megalonychidae
Gene: DNAJA4
Product: DnaJ heat shock protein family (Hsp40) member A4
Exons: 8
Coding region: 145-1428 (427 amino acids)
Biological process (GO): response to heat; protein refolding
Cellular component (GO): cytoplasm; cytosol
Molecular function (GO): ATP binding; Hsp70 protein binding
Source: RefSeq, a predicted model, not a curated record